UUCUGGAGCUGGACAUGUAAUCGGAUUUGAACAUGGCGUUCUUCUUCUUCACUACAAUCUUCUGCUCCCUGCUUCACUCCAUCUCCUUACUGAGUUUAACAGUUGGAGCUGUUAACGACAACAAACUUAUUUCUAAUCAAACUCUUGUUAUUGGGCAGACUUUGGUUUCUCAAAACCAAGUUUUUGAAAUGGGUUUUUUCUCACCUGGAAAAUCUCUAAAUAGAUUCUUGGGAAUAUGGUACACGAGCACACCAGAAGUUGUAGUCUGGGUUGCAAACAGAAACGAUCCCAUCACUGCCUCACAUGCACCACUUUUCAUGCUUUCCAGAAAUGGGAGUCUUGUUAUAAGCAAUGGCAAAAGCAUUAUCUGGUCCGCGAGUUCAUCCGGGGUAGCAAGAAAUCCAGUUUUACAGCUGCUGGAUUCUGGAAACUUGGUUGUUGUAGACAACACAAUGGAAGGCUACCUAUGGCAGAGCUUUGGUUAUCCAACUGACACCUUCUUGCAGGGGAUGAAAUUGGUCGAUGAUGCAGAUUCAGGUGUGGAGAGAUAUUUGACAUCAUGGAGAAAUGCUGAUGACCCUUCUCCUGGGGAGUUCAUACUCAGGAUCGAAAACAAGGGCUUGCCUGACAUGGUAACUCGAAGAGGGACGGUGAAAGUAUACCGAAUGGGAAAGUGGAAUGGGUUAUAUUUUGGUGGUGGUCCACGCUUACCCAAUGCCAUGUACAAAUUUUUUCCCGUUUUCAGACAAGAGAGGCUGAUAUCUGCAGAAGAGCCCUACGACAGCACGGCUGUCGUAAGAGUAACACUAGAUCCAUCAGGUACAAUCAUGCGCCAUACGCUGAAUGCCCAAAAAAACAAAUGGAAUCGUGCAUUCACAUUUCCUCAAGAUACAUGCGAUGAAUAUGGUAUUUGUGGUCCUAAUAGUAUUUGCAAAUCUAGGACUGACAGCCCAGUUAGAUGCCAGUGUUUCAAGGGAUUUGCCCCUAAGUUUCAAAAUUAUUGGGACCUUCAAGAUUGGUCGGGUGGAUGCACUAGAACUACACCAUUGAAUUGCCAUGGUGAAGAUGGAUUUCUAGAGGUUAGAGGGGUGAAAUAUCCUGACAUGUUGAGUUUUUGGUUGAACAGAAGUAUGAGCCUUGAUGAGUGCAAAGCUGAGUGCUUUAAAAAUUGUAAUUGCACUGCUUAUGCUAAUCCGUUCAUUACUAAUGGAGGUAGUGGCUGCUUGAUGUGGUUCACUGAACUCAUUGAUACCAAAGAACUUUCUGCAGCAGAUAGCAAGCAGAAUAUCUACAUCCGCGUGCCAGUUUCUGAACUAGAUUCUAGCACGGGUUUAGAGGCGGAGGAGGAGGAGAAGAAAAGGCCUAUGAAAUUAAUACUGUUAUCAAUUGCUUCUGGUGUUCUCAUCUCAGCUUUUAUCAAUGGAGGUGUAUUUUUAAUGGCAAGACUAAAGAAGCGAGAAGUGAAAAUGAAUAAUGAGGAUCUAGAAUUACCUGUGAUCAAAAUGGCUACUAUUAUGCAAGCAACAAAUAAUUUCUCCACGGAAAACAUGAUUGGAGUUGGAGGAUUCGGUCCUGUUUACAAGGGGAACAUGCCAUCUGGAGAAGAAAUCGCAGUCAAAAGAUUAUCCAGAUGCUCACAUCAGGGUCUCGAAGAGUUCAGAAACGAAGUUAUGGUGAUUGCAAACCUUCAACAUAGAAACCUCGUUAGACUUUUGGGAUGUUGCAUUGAAGAAGAGGAAAGGAUGUUAAUCUAUGAAUACCUGCAGAAUAAAAGUCUUGAUCUUUCUCUUGUUGAUCAAUAUCGGAGAACACAGUUGACAUGGCCUAAGCGUUAUGAAAUUAUCAUGGGAAUCGCCAGGGGACUGUUAUAUCUCCAUCAUGAUUCAAGAUUAAAGAUUAUUCAUAGGGAUCUCAAAACGAGCAAUAUUUUACUAGACGGGAAUUUAAGUCCAAAGAUAUCAGAUUUCGGCUUGGCAAGAAUAUUUGAAGAGGAUCAAUCUCUUGCUAGAACAAAAAGAGUUAUUGGGACAUAUGGAUAUAUGGCUCCCGAAUAUGCAAUCGAUGGAAAAUUCUCUGUGAAAUCUGACAUCUUCAGUCUUGGAGUGGUUUUGUUGGAGAUAAUAAGCGGAAAAAAGAACAGAGGAUAUGGACACUCGGAUCACUAUCUUAACCUCUUGGGCCAUGUAUACUAAUACUUUAGUGUCAUUUUUGCGUUCUCUUUGGUUGUAAAUUUAUCAUGGAAAAAUGAAUGAUAAACAAAAUUUCACC
Molecule: messenger RNA, 2268 nt
Organism: Salvia miltiorrhiza (redroot sage)
Lineage: Eukaryota; Viridiplantae; Streptophyta; Magnoliopsida; Lamiales; Lamiaceae
Product: G-type lectin S-receptor-like serine/threonine-protein kinase At4g27290
Exons: 6
Coding region: 33-2192 (719 amino acids)
Biological process (GO): recognition of pollen; protein phosphorylation
Molecular function (GO): ATP binding; protein serine/threonine kinase activity
Source: RefSeq, a predicted model, not a curated record